AUGGUGCGUCUAAGGGAAAUUCCCCGAACAGCCACAUUUACCUGGUCUCCCGGGUCAGCUGCUCCGUUCAUUGCUACCGGCACGCGUGCGGGCGCAGUUGACGCCGAUUUUUCCAACGAGACAUUCCUCGAACUAUGGAACCUAGACCUGGAUAAUGAUAAGCUUGGAGCGGAAUUGGAGCCAGCAGCAAAAAUCAGUACAGAUUCUGGCGAUCCACUUAUAUCGAGCGCUUCCAAACACAGCGGGUCGAUCAAAACACUGCAAUUCAACCCAAGGCAUUCAAAUUUACUAGCUACAGGCGGAGGAAAGGGGGAGUUGUUCAUUUCCGAUCUUAAUAACGUUGACCAGCCGUUCCGACUAGGUAGCGCUGCUGCACGAGUUGAUGAUAUCGAAUGUCUUGAUUGGAAUAAAAAAGUACCUCAUAUUCUGGUGACCGGAAGUAGCGCGGGCUUCGUAACGGUGUGGGACGUCAAGACGAAGAAAGAAAGCUUGACUCUGAACAAUCUCGGUCGGAAGGCUGUCAGUGCCGUCGCCUGGGACCCUGAGAAGCCUACGAAACUAAUAACCUCUAUACCCCUGGAAACCGACCCCUUGAUCUUGGUUUGGGAUUUACGGAACUCCAACGCGCCGGAACGGGUACUACGGGGUCAUGAGUCCGGUGUACUCUCGCUUUCUUGGUGCACACAAGAUCCGGAUUUACUCCUAUCUUGUGGAAAGGAUAACAGAACCAUUUGCUGGAAUCCUCAGACUGGACACUCAUAUGGCGAAUUUCCAGUUGUUACAAACUGGACGUUCCAAACCCGAUGGAAUCCCCACAACCCUAAUAUGUUUGCCACAGCUUCAUUUGAUGGAAAGAUUGCCAUUCAAACCAUUCAGAACACAAGACAUGAUGCACCCCAAGCUGGAAAGAAUCAAGAACAAGCCGUGAAUGAUGAGGACUUCUUUGCAAAAGCCCAAACCCAGCCACAGAUCUCUACUUUCUCUCUUCCAAAAGCCCCCAAAUGGCUUGAGAGGCCAGUCACAGCUUCGUUUGGGUUUGGUGGCAGAGUUGUUUCGGUUGAGGAAGAGAAGGCUGACUGGAAAGUUAUCGAAACAUUACUUUCUGACAACCCGAGAAAACAAUUGAUCAAUUAUCUCGGGUUUUCAAACGAGGUAGACGAGGCUUCUGAUAGUCUCUCGAAGCUUGGUCUGGGAAAGACAGAGAUCAACGGCGACGAUCAGCUGUCUCCUAAAAGUGAAAGUGCUAGGAAGCAUAAGAGAAUAACUUCAAUCUUUGAUGGGACCUUUGAAGGAGAAAGUUUCCUCAAUGAAAUCGCGUCGUCAAAGGGAGCGAAAACCAAUAACCCGUUCCAGAUUUACACUGGGUCAGAAUCUGAAGCUGAUAGAGCGAUUACAAGAGCCCUAUUACUCGGCCAGUUCGAGAAAGCCUUAGAAGUGUGCCUUCAAGAAGAUCGAAUGUCUGAUGCAUUUAUGGUUGCAGUCUGCGGAGGCAAAAAUUGCAUCGAAAAGGUUCAAGAGGCGUACUUUUCGAAACAAUCGGACGGGCCUAGUUAUACCUUGUUAACUGGAAAGAAGCCAUGGCUGCGAUUUGCACGUUCGCGGAUGACAACGAAUUUCCUGAUCUCUGUGAGGCACUAG
This is a messenger RNA of Uncinocarpus reesii 1704, 1638 nucleotides long. Its product is annotated as Sec31 protein. The transcript is spliced from 7 exons. The coding region runs from base 1 to 1638 and encodes 545 amino acids. Gene Ontology annotation, biological process: intracellular protein transport; COPII-coated vesicle cargo loading; endoplasmic reticulum to Golgi vesicle-mediated transport. Gene Ontology annotation, molecular function: protein binding; structural molecule activity. NCBI's taxonomy places the organism in Eukaryota, Fungi, Ascomycota, Eurotiomycetes, Onygenales, Onygenaceae. Gene Ontology annotation, cellular component: endoplasmic reticulum exit site; COPII vesicle coat. The record is from RefSeq and is a predicted model, not a curated record.